Prunus mume (Japanese apricot) is the source of this 1754-nucleotide messenger RNA. Its product is annotated as flavonoid 3'-monooxygenase CYP75B137-like. Gene Ontology annotation, molecular function: iron ion binding; heme binding; oxidoreductase activity, acting on paired donors, with incorporation or reduction of molecular oxygen. Lineage: Eukaryota; Viridiplantae; Streptophyta; Magnoliopsida; Rosales; Rosaceae. The record is from RefSeq and is a predicted model, not a curated record.
CUAACAAAAAAUGUGGUCACCAUGGUGGGAUGCUAGCAAUAUUGAGAAAGAUGGCCAUCUCAUGAUGACCAGAGCAAUAUUUCUCACCAUUUCAGCCAUGGCGGUUGCUAUGUUCUGGUUCAUGUGGAACUGGAAAAGCUCAAAAAACCCAACACCUCCAUUGCCACCAGGUCCUCGUGGCCUGCCAUUUGUUGGGAGCCUUCCCUUUUUAGGCCCCAACCUUCACCACGAAUUCACAAACCUGGCAAGUGUUUAUGGCCCUAUCUACAAGCUCCAACUUGGUAGCAAAUUAUGUUUUGUGCUCUCUUCGCCAUCACUUGUGAAACAAGUGGUUCGUGACCAAGACACCCUCUUUGCAAAUCGUGACCCUAUAAUUGCUGCACAGAUUAUCUCCUACGGAGGAACCGACAUCGCCUUCGGAUCCUACGGUCCAGGUUGGAGGAGGUUGCGCAAGGUGUUUGUGAGCCACGUGAUGAGCAAAGGCAACCUUGAUGCUUGUUAUGCUCUGAGAAAAGAGGAAGUUCUCAAGUCAAUUGAUCAUAUUUAUGGCAAAAGUGGCAGCCCAAUUGAUUUCGGGCAGGUUGCAUUUUUUACAGCAAUCAACACAACCAUGAGAAUGUUGUGGGGUGGGACUCUGGAAGCAGAGAAAGGGACUGAUCUUGGGGCAGAGUACAGAAAUGUGGUGGCUGAAAUGGUGGAGUUGAUUGGGAAGGGAAAUAUUUCCGACUUUUUUCCUUGGCUUGCCAGGUUUGAUGUGCAAGGAAUUGCGAGGCGUGCGAAGCAGCUUCUAUCUGUGACUGAAAAGAUUCUCAACUCUGCCAUUGAAAAGCAGAUGAGUGAGGCAGCAGAGCAAGAUGGGGGGCUAUCGCUAAAGCAUGAAAGGAAAGGCUUUCUGCAGUUCCUGUUGGAGCUUAAUGAGCAUGGAGAUGAUGCAGAAUCGCUCACUUUGCAACAAAUCAAGGCCCUGCUCACGGACAUUAUGGUUGGUGGAACUGACACCACAGCAACAAUGGUGGAAUGGGUAAUGGCUGAGCUGAUGCAACACCCAGAUGACUUGAAAAAAGUUCAACAAGAACUGAAAGAAGUUGUUGGGUUGAAAAACUUGGUUGAAGAGUCUCAUAUACCCAAAUUACAUUAUUUAGAGGCUGUGAUUAAGGAGACAUCUAGAUUGCACCCUGCUCUGCCUCUUCUGGUUCCCCAUUGUCCAAGUCAAUCCACCACCAUUGGAGGCUUCAAAAUACCAAAAGGUUCAAGUGUUUUUUUAAAUGUUUGGGCCAUUCACAGAGACCCUAAUGUUUGGUACAAUCCCUUGGAAUUUAGGCCCAAGAGGUUCCUCAAUGAUCCUCGCAGCAACAUUCAUUACAAUGGCAAUAAGUUGGAAUAUCUUCCAUUUGGUUCUGGGAGAAGAAUGUGUCCUGGGAUUCCCUUAGCAGAGAGGAUGAUGAUCUAUGUGUUGGCUUCAUUUUUGCAUUCAUUUGAGUGGAGGUUGCCCAAUGAUGCAAAGCUUGACCUUCAAGACAAAUUUGGGAUUGUGACAAAGAAAAUGACUACAUUAGUUGUCAUUCCAACACCCAGGUUAUCUAAAUUGGAGCUCUAUACUUAGAUUUAUUUUCAUUCCCUCUGGAAAAAUGCAGCAUGGAAAUAAGGUAAUUUGUACACCUGAAGAGCACCACCACCAGCUAAGCAAAUGAGCAAUUUGCGCCUUUAUAGGUCGGCCAUUGCAUAUAUGCAUUGAUGCUCUUGGUUCAAUUGUU